CAUAAAUUCGCACGUGUUCCCGCAGGUGUCUAAUCGGUUAAACAAUGGCACCCCGAAGUUGGGAACGCAGCGCCUGGCGGAUCCCACCGCGCGCGCUGGCAACGGUUCUGGCCUGGUGUCAAUUCGCCCGUCUCUCAGCCUUUAACUUGGACACGUCCGGACCCUUAAGGAGAGAUGGCGACCCAAAUAGCCUGUUUGGUUUCUCUCUGGCCAUGCACCACCAACGGAACCCGGUGGACAGCAAAGUACUGCUAGUGGGCGCUCCUCAUGCCAAAGCCCUGGGAAACCAGAGGGCCAACAUCACUGGAGGGCUGUACAGCUGCACAUUCACACCUGGCACCUCUGGCUGCCAACGCAUCCAGUUCGAUGACACAGACACGCCCCAGGACCAUAAAGAGGACCAGUGGAUGGGCUCCAGGGUUCGAAGCCAAGGCCCUGGGGGAAAGGUUGUGGUGUGUGCUCACCGCUACCAGUUCUGGGUCAAGGGGGACUCGGACAGACGUUUGAUCGCAGGCCGCUGCAUGAUCCUGGAGGAGGACCUGACAUUGCCCAAAGAGGAGGAGGACCCAGACACAGAGGACUCAGGGAUCGAGUCAAACUGGGACCGCCACGUCUGCACACAGGGUGGCCGCAUAGACCAAGGCAUCACCAAGGAGCGCUUCGCUUUCUGCCAGCAGGGCAUGUCCCCGGCCUUCACCGCCGACAAGCGACAUAUCCUUUUUGGAGCGCCUGGGGUCUACGAUGGGAAAGGCAUUGUGCGUCUGGAGCCGGUUGAGGACCGGCUGGCUUACGAGGCUGAGUUUCUGGAGACAGGCGAUGAUAACAAACUUGAGGAACAACUCGUGCCUGUCAACCGCAGCAGUUACUUAGGAUUCUCCUUGGGUUCAAGCACUGCUCUGACAAAGAAGGGGGAGUUAAUCAUUGUGGCAGGGGCCCCCAGGGCGUGGCACAGUGGACAGGUGCUGCUUCUCCGGCGCGAGGGGUCAUCUAGCCUGAACAUGGUACACCGCCUCACUGGCCCGGAUCUGGCCUCUUCAUUUGGCUACGACCUCGCCGUAGUGGACCUUAAUGCAGAUGGGUGGGAGGACCUGGUGGUGGGAGCCCCCCAGUACUUUGAAAAGGAUGGAGAGGUGGGCGGGGCUGUGUAUGUCUACAUCAAUCGCGCCGGCGGCAGAGACUGGAACAACCCUGAGAGGAUCCGUCUCCGUGGCAACAAGGACUCCAUGUUUGGGCUGGCGGUUGAAAGCAUUGGCGAUGUCAAUCAAGACGGAUUCCAGGAUAUAGCAGUUGGCGCUCCAUACGAGGGAUCUGGAUGUGUCUACAUCUACCACGGCUCAGCUGAGGGUAUUGAAAGGAAAUAUGCCCAGAUCUUGAGAGCUGAAGGUGGUGCCAAGUUGUUUGGAUAUGCAUUGGCAGGGAAUAUGGACAUCGACGGGAAUCAGUAUCCAGAUGUAGCUGUUGGCUCCCUCUCAGAUUCUGUAUUUAUUUACAGGGCACGACCUGUCAUUGAUAUUAAGAGGACCAUGAAGAUAAGCCCUGACAAAAUCGACAUCAAGAAGCAAAAAUGCGAUCUGCAGCCGUGCAAAUUCACAAUCCAGUCCUGUUUUUCUUACUCCUCACAUUCGACCACCUAUCAGUCAAAUAUAAAUAUCCGCUACACCCUGGAUACAGACGGGAAGAGGCGGGAGUGGAAGCUGCCGUCUCGAGUGCAGUUUGAGGUACCGUCCCACGCUGAGGGCCAAGUCAAGCUACUAGGUCCCAAUAAGGAGGAAUGCGUCAGCACACAGAUCAGACUACAGACAGACGUCCAAGACAAGAUGAGUGCCAUUCCCAUCAGUUUGCUCGUCUCGCUCCAGAAUGAGAGAUCAACGUCCAGCCACGGCUCCACACACGCCAGCUCCCUGCCCGAGCUGACACCUGUCACCUCUCCACAGGACAAGCUCACACAGGCAGAGCUGAGGUUUGUGAACACCGGAUGUGGCAGCGACGGCAUUUGCCACAGCAACCUGGCACUGCAGUAUCAGUUUGUAUCCAUGCCCAAGCCUGGUGACGCGGACCAUGUGACCCCUCUACAGAGUGAGAAUGGGACAGCGGUGAUUUCAGCCACUGACAGCCAGGUGCGGUUGCACAUCACGGUGACCAAUAAGGCGGGGGAGGAUGCUCACCACAGCCAGCUGCAGGUCACCCUGCCUGAGUCACUCCCCUACUUCAGUCACAGCUCCAAGGACAAGUCGGUGUACUGCAGAGCAAAUAAGAAUGGUACACAGGUGGACUGUGAACUAGGCAAUCCUUUACCCAGGGAUGCAGAGGUUCACCUCUACCUUACAAUGUCCACGAAGCAGAUCACCAUAGAAACAUCUGAGGUCAACGCCACUCUGCAACUGAAAACGAUCAGUGCCCAGAAUAUAUCUGCAGUGGAGGCCAGAGCUCGCUUCAUCUUUGACCUCGACCUGCAGGUGUUUGGUGCUGUGAGGCCGCGGCAGCUUUCCGUGGGAGGAGACGUGAAAGCAGAGGACACAGUGACAUCAGAGGAAGACAUUGGUAGUUUAGUCCAGUUCGAGUUCAGGAUCAACAAUAUGGGAGGACCAUUAAAGUCAAUGGCCACUGCCUCCCUGAACCUCCAGUGGCCACGGAUGAACAAUGACAACAAAUGGCUCCUUUACCUGGUGGCCAUUACUGAUGGCAGACGGGAAGUGGCCUGCUCACCCCAACAGGAAGUCAAUCCUCUCAAACAUGUCAAGACCCAACAUGUGCCGAGGGGGAAGCGGCAGGCCGUGGAGUCCAACCUGGAGGCUUUGAGCACAGAUGGGAUAUUGUCCAUAUUUGGAGGCAAAAGGAAAUACAAAACCCUGUCUUGUGGUGAUGAAGUAAACUGUGUGACUAUAAAGUGUCCCCUACUGGGCUGGGAUAGCAAUACCAUGGUGAUAUGGGUCAGAUCACGUGUGUGGAACACCACAUUUCUUGAGGACUAUGAGUCUUUUAACCACUUGAACAUUGUGGUGAACGCCUCGCUCAGUCUCGACUCUGCUCUAGAGAAUAUUGCACUCAGAAGCACAAACACUCAGGUGACAGUGACAGUGUUUCCCGAGAGGAAGAACCUGCUCCAGCGUAGAGUACCCUGGUGGGUGAUCCUCCUCUCAGUCCUCCUGGCUCUGCUGCUGCUGGCCCUACUAGGCUUCAUACUCUGGAAGGUUGGCUGCUUCACACACCCUAUGUGUGCAAAAAAGAAGGAAAAAUACUACAUAGUCUCAGGAGAAGAUACCGCUUCCCCAAAGGGAGAUAUAUGAGCACUGCACUACCGCACCGGAGGAUGUACUGUACAUGCAAAUGUGUUAUUCUGCUAGCUUUCUGAACAUGUUG
Engraulis encrasicolus (European anchovy) is the source of this 3360-nucleotide messenger RNA. RefSeq names its product integrin alpha-6-like. Gene Ontology annotation, cellular component: integrin complex; external side of plasma membrane. Lineage: Eukaryota; Metazoa; Chordata; Actinopteri; Clupeiformes; Engraulidae. The record is from RefSeq and is a predicted model, not a curated record. Gene Ontology annotation, molecular function: integrin binding. The transcript is spliced from 26 exons. Gene Ontology annotation, biological process: cell-cell adhesion; cell adhesion mediated by integrin; integrin-mediated signaling pathway. The coding region runs from base 45 to 3287 and encodes 1080 amino acids.